CAGCCAACCUUGUCUUUGUCUCCAUGAUCACACGUGGAGUUAAUAACGUUGUAUUCAAUCAACCUAACCAUUGUCUUUCUCUUUCUUUUUUUUGGUUACACCAUUGUCUUUCUCUUUCCGAAUCAACAACUUUGUUUUUCCGAGGAAAAGCCUCUAUUAUUACAGUAUGUAACUCGAUUUCUCAAAAUCAUAACCCUAGCCCUAAUGGAAUCCAUAGGCGUUCUCCUUGUAGCUCAAGUAAUCCCAUACUUAGAACAAGAACUCAACAAACGCUACAAUCUUUAUCGCAUAUGGGAUUUCCCACAAAAAUCACAAUUCUUAAUUCAACACGGCGCGUCGAUCCGUGCGGUGGUCGGAAGAUCAACAGCCGGCGCAGAUUCCGAACUCAUUGAUGCAUUGCCGAAGCUGGAAAUAAUUUCAAGCUCCAGCGUUGGUGUUGAUCAGAUCGAUGUUAAGAAAUGUAAAGAAAGAGGGAUUCGUGUGACGAUUACUCCAGAUGUUUUGACAGAUGAAGUUGCUGAUUUGGCUAUUGGUUUGAUUCUUUCACUUCUUAGAAGGAUUUCGGAAUGUGAUCGAUUUGUUAGGAAUGGGAAUUGGAAACAUCAAUUGACCACUAAGUUCUCUGGGAAAACCGUUGGCAUUGUUGGGCUGGGCAGGAUUGGCACAGCAAUUGCCAAGAGAGCUGAAGGUUUUAAUUGUUCAAUAUGCUACUAUUCUAGAACUCAAAAGCAGGAGUCAAAAUACAAGUACUAUCCAAAUGUUGUUGAGUUAGCAUCCAACUGCGACAUACUAGUUGUUGCCUGCUCACUUACAGAGGAAACCCAUCACAUCAUCAACCGGGAGGUCAUCAAUGCACUUGGUCCGAAAGGUUUCCUUAUUAACAUCGGCCGAGGUAAGCAUGUUGAUGAGCCAGAGCUGGUCUCUGCACUCCUUGAAGGUCGUUUGGGUGGAGCUGGACUCGAUGUGUUUGAAAACGAGCCUCAUGUUCCUGAAGAGCUACUUUCGCUAGAAAAUGUUGUCUUGUUGCCUCAUUGUGGAAGUGGCACGAUAGAAACUCGAACUGCCAUGGCUGACCUUGUUCUUGGAAACUUGGAGGCCCAUUUCCUUGGAAAACCACUGUUAACUCCCUUGGUUUAAUUUACAUGCCUCUAUUGAACUAUCUACAUAAGAUUGAUUAGCCAUUGACGUAGAAUUUGAUGAAAUGGCCUCCAUUUACAUCAUCAAUUAAUGAUUCCUGUGAUGUGAAUUGAUUAUUGUGAGAGUGUUAGGGUUAUAGAAUAAAAGGAAAUUAAAUUAUUUAAAGUAGUUAUGAGUUGUUAUAGUAAUUAGUUAGUUAGUUUGUUAGGUAGCUGUUAAGCCUAUUAGCAAGUCUUUAUAUAGCCUUCAUUUGGUAGAGGGUAGUAUCUUUUAAUAUUGUAAUAGUGAAUAGUAGAGUAUUCUCUAUUGUCAAGGGGAAACCCUUGAGGAGAGAUUCUCUCUUAUUCCAUCAUAUUUCUUAAAUAAAGUGUUCUUUCUUUUGAAUUCAA
Messenger RNA from Medicago truncatula (barrel medic), 1526 nucleotides. Its product is annotated as glyoxylate/hydroxypyruvate/pyruvate reductase 2KGR. The record is from RefSeq and is a predicted model, not a curated record. Bases 205 to 1137 code for a protein of 310 amino acids. Gene Ontology annotation, cellular component: cytosol. Gene Ontology annotation, molecular function: glyoxylate reductase (NADPH) activity; hydroxypyruvate reductase [NAD(P)H] activity; NAD binding. Lineage: Eukaryota; Viridiplantae; Streptophyta; Magnoliopsida; Fabales; Fabaceae. The transcript is spliced from 2 exons.